GCGCAACAGGAGGUUGGUUUGAUUUGACUAAGGCAAGACAGAACACUGACCGGUGGUGGGUGGUGGGAAAGGAUAGGUGUCGGAGCUGCUCCCAGCGCCCACCCUGUGACACCAGAGCCUUAGUCCAUCAGUCCAUUCUAAUUCCCUCCACCCACUUCCCAAAGCCAGCGCUGCAACGCACACGCCACUAGGAGCCACGCUUCCUGAAAAGGAGCUGCUUUAGCGCCCUCCUCCUGUUCCCCCCCCCCCCCAUAUCAUUUUUUUUUCUGUUCUCCCCUGUACCCUCCUCUCCCAACACAUUUCCGCUAUAAACCGAGAGGACCGAGCGUCUCCAGAGCAGAGCUCAGCUAGCCCAAGCCUGCAGCUGCGAGGGGGUGCGCCAGUCUAACACCCAGCCAUCUGCCUGUGGACCCAGGAAUCCGAGAGCCUGCAGAGCUCUGGAGCAACCACUUCAACUGAGCCGCCGCUAAAGCACCAUUUCCUUAGGGAACGAGACUAGCUCGCAAGUUGAGCAGCAAGAUGUCUGAAUUGUAGCUCUCCUCAACUGUGGAGGAAAGAAAGGAAUGAAACCAUGGAUCCACUAUACUCACUGCCAGCUGGUGGACUGGAUGACAAUCUUCAGGGAGAAAAUUUUUCCUCUGCUUUCAAUAGCAGUGAAAAUAAAACAGUGGUCAUUCUGUCUCAUUUGUCUACUGUUCACACAGUAAUCAUCCCCAUCAUUUACCUCCUUGUGUGCAUGAUUGGGCUCAGUGGUAAUGCUCUUGUCAUUUACGUGGUUUUGCGGUAUGCUAAGAUGAAGACUGUCACCAAUAUCUACAUCCUCAACUUGGCUAUAGCUGAUGUCCUUUUCAUGCUAGGUCUGCCAUUCAUUGCCACCCAAAAUGCCAUUUCCUACUGGCCCUUUGGCACCUUCCUAUGCAGACUUGUGAUGACUGUGGAUGGCAUUAACCAGUUCACCAGUAUUUUCUGUCUUACUGUUAUGAGCAUGGAUCGAUACCUGGCCAUAGUCCAUCCCAUCAAGUCCACCAAGUGGCGUCGACCAAGGAUAGCCAGGCUUAUCAGUGCUGCUGUCUGGGCCUUCUCAUUACUGAUGUCCCUUCCAGUCAUCAUAUUUGCCGAUAUCCAAGAUUUGAAUACUUGUAACAUCAGUUGGCCUGAACCAGUGAAUAUCUGGUCAGCAGUGUUCAUCAUCUAUACCUCUGUCCUAGGGUUCUUUGGACCCCUGUUGGUGAUCUGCCUCUGCUAUUUGCUUAUUGUGAUCAAGGUCAAAUCUUCAGGGGUCCGGGUAGGCUCCACCCGGAGGAGGAGGUCAGAGCGGAAAGUGACCAGGAUGGUGGUCAUCAUUGUUGUUGUCUUUGUGUUUUGCUGGCUGCCGUUUUUCACUGCGAACAUUGUCAAUCUGGUUUUCAUCCUGCCUGAAGAAGCUGCCUCUGCAAGUGUAUAUUUCUUUGUGGUGAUCCUCUCCUAUGCUAAUAGCUGUGCGAAUCCCAUUCUGUAUGGGUUCCUGUCUGACAACUUCAAGCAGAGCUUUCAGAAGGUCCUGUGCCUCCGAAAGGGCUACGGCGUUGAAGAUGGUGAUCCAACCGACCAUAGGCUAGAGAAAAGCAGCCGCCUGCAGGAAGCCAUGCUGUCCUCCCAAAAUACGGAAUUCAAUGGACACAUGCAAACAAGCAAGGUGUAAAGAAACUCCUCCAUGAAGUAUAAAUAUGGUGGCUUACUAGGAUGAAGAUUUCAAGAAACCUGGAUUGGAGUUAAAAUGGGGGAACUCUCAUACUCCAGCUGUUGAAAAUCUCCAUAUUCCAUUUGCUAUCAAGUUAAGCAACUCAGCUUAUGGAAUUACAGGAUCCUCAUCAAAAAUGGGGUCAUAGGGAAGAGACAAAACUCUUGUCAAAGUUGUUUAGUGUGCAUUGCCAAUCUUAUCACCAUGGUGUAUUCCAAAAUUCAUCUGAUGCUUAAAAGUUGCUUCCUCUGAAGUUUGUUUUCUAAAGUAUAGAUCUGGCAUGAUAGCUACUAAUAGUAAUUACUUCAUUGCUUUGAAAGACUUGUGAAGGAAGAGGGGAAAGAAUGAAGACUCCCUCUAACCUUCCUUCCUACAUCCAUCAUGUUUUGUGAAAAUUGUGACUUUGGUUCUUUGUUUCUUCCUCUGUAAAAUGAGAAGGUGGUGGUGAACUGGAUGAUCUCUAGGGCUACUUCUACCUUUAAAUUUGAUGCUGCUUUCCCCAGGAAUAGUGAUGAGACAGGAGUUUGGUAAACUGCCUCCAGUUUCCAUUAUCAAAUAAACUUGUGUACAGAGCACUAGUUGGAAUGAGGAUGAACAUAGGUGCAUUCAAGCUUUCACUAAGAAAUGGUUCCCUGUUCUUAUUGGAAUGUGGGCUUUAAAUGUCCACUCCUUUCUCCAUUUUCAGAAGGGAUCUGAGGACCCAAUUUUGUGGGUAAUAUGGUCAAUAACUUUUUGAACCUUCAUGAAGAAAAGAGCCAAACUAAGUUCUACAGAACCAAAUUUUGGCAUUUCUUUCCUUGAUUCUGUUUUUGGGCCCCCCUUUCUUUUUUGGAGGUCAAGUGUGACUUGUUUCAAAUAUGACAUUUGAUGGGGAGCAGAAACAAGAAAUCUAUAACCUUUUAAACAAUGCUCUUAAUGAAGCUGAUGUGCAUUAGGAUGUUUGUUGAUAACCCCCAGUGACAUAAAAUAUUGAUUGUUGUCCAGUUGACAAGCUGCUGUCAUGGGGCCCUGUGUCUUUUUAAGUUCUGUAUGUCUGUGAUAGAAACUGGAAUUUAAAAGUUAUUUUGUGAAAUUAAAGAGAAUCUGAAUUUUCCCUCACUGAGCUAAAGAAGUUCCUAUCUUUUCUUGUCAUUGAUGCAUAAAGGAAGACAAGAUGACUAUCACUUCAACCUGGAUGCCACUUUAAUCUUGUUUGACUUAUGAGGCUAAGUAAAUACCUUGGGAGUAAUGGACAGUAGGGAGCAGGGAAACUUUUGCAGCUGUGAAGAGGGAGGGCUAAAGUGAAAUUCAAGAGUGGAUAGUGCAGAAGUCUUUGGUCCCUGCUGCCACUGGCUUGCUGAACCAUAUUGAUUCAGUGUUAGCAGAUACAGCUUUUGUCAAACUGCAAUCCAUGGAUCAGAAUCAAAGGAGUGUGUGCAUCUCCUUAAGCUGGCAAUCAGUAUCAAGUUCAUGUCUCCUAACUCAGCCUAAAGCUCUGUCUACCACUUCACAAUCAAUAAAUAUUUAUUGAUCAAA
Messenger RNA from Antechinus flavipes (yellow-footed antechinus), 3235 nucleotides. RefSeq names its product somatostatin receptor 5 (gene SSTR5). Gene Ontology annotation, molecular function: somatostatin receptor activity; neuropeptide binding. Bases 572 to 1681 code for a protein of 369 amino acids. Gene Ontology annotation, cellular component: membrane; neuron projection. The transcript has 2 exons. NCBI's taxonomy places the organism in Eukaryota, Metazoa, Chordata, Mammalia, Dasyuromorphia, Dasyuridae. The record is from RefSeq and is a predicted model, not a curated record. Gene Ontology annotation, biological process: neuropeptide signaling pathway; regulation of insulin secretion; cellular response to glucocorticoid stimulus.